AUGAUUGGUGCCUCGCUCGUUCUUGGGGAACCUAGAGAUCCACACCGUUCGAUUAUAUUUUCCGAGCGGAGAGAGGAUUUUCUGAUUAAUAAGCUCUAA
Spirodela intermedia is the source of this 99-nucleotide messenger RNA. NCBI's taxonomy places the organism in Eukaryota, Viridiplantae, Streptophyta, Magnoliopsida, Alismatales, Araceae. The record is from the annotation of a GenBank genome assembly.